ACCCGUUAAAAAAGCUAAAAAUUAUCAUCAAGCUAGAGGAAUAACCAGCGCGGAGCAGUCUGUGGAUGAGGUGCUCAGGGUACAUAUACACAGGCCCACAGUGACCAAGGACAGGGAAGAUUGUGUGUGGUUUAUGAGUGACCCGCAGCGAGGAGUGAGGUGAUGGCGGCGCCCCCGAAGCCCUGGGAGAGACUGGGAGACGUGAACCACCGGCAGCCCAAUUACCAGCCUGACCAGACCCCCUCAUUCAUCUCCACCUCCCCUUACAUGGUGCCGGGGAAUGGUGGGGGUGGUGGCAUGGGUUCCCCCCUCCCACCACUGCCACCCCGGCCCACUUCCACCAUGACCUCAUACAACACAUACCCUCGCCCAGCAUACAGUGGCUAUGGCACUAUGGGGAUGUACGGCAGUGGGAUGUAUGGGGGCACCUACAGGGGCUACGGCCAGUAUGGGAUGGGUGGCCUUCCAGACCUACCAGAUGAUAACGGGUUUCUUCAGAUUGCAGAGAACAGCUCCAGGCAAGCUUUCCAGAGCAUAGAGAGCAUUGUUCAUGCCUUUGGUUCUGUCAGUAUGAUGCUGGAGUCCACUUACCAUGCAGUCUACAGUACAUUCCGUGCCGUGCUUGGGGUGGCUGACCACUUCAACAGGAUGAAGUCACACUUUGCUCAAAUAUUUUCCGCACUCGCCAUUGUUCGGACGCUGCGGUGGCUGUACCAUAGACUCCUGUAUUUGAUUGGUUUGAGAUCUCAGGAUCCAAGCUUAGAGUCAGUGUGGCGCAACGCCAGUAGCAGUCUUCCAGGUGCCUCUCAGCAAAUAACGGAGUCUGAUAUCAAAGCCUCUAAGUCAUCCUGGCCAAUAGUGUUGUUCCUUGGUGUUGUGUUUGGUGGCCCUUACCUCAUCUGGCGGCUCUUGUCCUCACUGGUGCCCACAAAGUCCAAGGCACAAGGCUGGAUCAAGGGCCAAGAGGAGCACUAUGCAGCAGUGGCUCAGUAUCCCUUCCAGGCAAAAACAAGGAAUGAGCUUUCAUUUGUUACUGGACAGCAGCUUAUUUUGGCACCAAAAGACCAGCAGCCUAGUAUUCAGGGGUGGUUGUUGGCAUCCAAUGGUAACAGUGCAGGACUUGUGCCAGCAAAUUAUAUCAAGAUCAUUGGUCUGCGUCCACCUCAGCCACAGCAAGGCAAUACCCAGAAGGGACAGAAAGGAAACCCGAUGGUGGCCUCAAGAAUUCCCACCAUUCCAUCCCCUCAGCUGGGGAUUCGCCCACCCGUGCCUCAGCACACUGUACCCUACGCGAGGAACUUUGAGGCACAGUCUGGCACACCACACAUCCAGCAGAGGCCUCCUACCACAAGCCAGCAGGGGGCACCACUAACAACAUGGCAGAGGGCUCCAGUAACAACCUGGCAAAGAGCACCACUAACCCAACAAGGGAUACCACAGAUACCAUGGCAGAGACCACCACUAACCACACAGCAAGGAGCACCACUAACCACACAGCAAGGGGCACCACUAAUCACACAGCAAGGAGCACCACUAACCACACAGCAAGGAGCACCACUAAUCACACAGCAAGGGACACCACUAACCACUCAGCAAGGGGCACCAUUAACCACACAGCAAGGGGCAUCACUAAUCACACAGCAAGGGACACCACUAACCACUCAGCAAGGGGCACCAUUAACCACACAGCAAGGGGCAUCACUAACCACACAGCAGGAGGCACCACUAACCACACAGCAAGGAGCACCACUAACCUUGCAGCAGGGGGCACCACUAACCACACAGCAAGGGGAACCACUAGCCACACAGCAAAGGGCACCAAAGAGUUCACCAAGCUCACCUACACUAACCCAGCCAGCCACACCUCUCACCAGUCACAGUUCACCAUUACCUCCACAGAACACUCCACCCUUCAUUCCUGAGAGUUUGGAUGGGGCAGCCUUACCGGAAACAAGUCCACAGAUGGAUGGAGGAACUUUUAACAUUGACGAGCCUGAUGGUACAAAUGGAAAUGAUGAUUUGGAGGAGUAAUGUAUAAAUGUCUUUUUCUCCAUUUUGGUGCUCAUAACAGCUUAGUAACUUCAUAGAGGUCAGAGGAAAAGCUGUCUGGUCAGUCUAUAAACUAUUAGAAUUAAGUGGUAUAUUCAGCUGUAUAGCUAUGUUUAUUCAUAAAAUUUACUUAGUUGUAAAUAUAUUUGAGCCAAGAUUGUGUUGGCCUCCUUUCACAUCUUUUUGUGAUGUACACUCAUCUCAGUCUGAUAACAACAGUCUGCAUCUGUGCUUUUAACUUCAAAAGUUCUUGUUUCCCACAGUUUCAUUCCUUCAGCCUUUAUAAUGUUUAGUUGACCUGACAAAAGUGGUUGUGCUUUAAAAUUACAUUGAAACCUUAAUGUAGUGGCUCAUUGUGUCAUGGAGUUAUAAAAUAAUAUUUUAAUUUGUGAUUGCUAUAGUAUUAAUUGGUAUUUGAAACAUUUGUCUUUCACUAAUAUAUGUGGAUGUAAGACUGUCUUGCCUACCAUGAAAGGCAAUAAGCAUAUUUUGUGAUGUGCAGUGUCCAAAUAUUCAGUUAAAGCAGCAUUAUUGAACAUAUAUAGUGGAGAAUAUUUAGAAAGAUGAACUAUACAUGUAUCCAUAUAUAUACCUCUUAAUAUUUAUUUUUAAAAACAUUAGUUUUAUUGUAUCUGGAAAAUAUAUUUUGAGAGUUUUGGUUGUGCAAGGUUCCCAUUCAUCUCAUAAUCCUAGUAGUAGUUAAUUUGUGGAUGGCUUGUAAGAGACAGCAAAGGCCAGUAUGAGUAAGUGUGCACAAAUGCUUUUUAGCAAGUUCUCGUGCUUCUUGGAGUUAGUAAACUACUGACUGUUUAUGAACAAGUGACACAAUUAUGCAUCAUAUUGAUGUGGAAAACAUUUUGAAAGACAUGAGCAACUUAUACUUGCUAUCGUAUCUUCCUCCGAGUUUAAUUCUUCUUAGGACAGAUGAUCAUCUAGUGAUAGACUUUGGCUCCCACCAAGACAUGUUUAACAUUCAUCCCUGCACAGCCUAGUCUUGCACAUCAACCUGCUAGGAUUCUCUGAAAAAAAAAACUAUAUUCCCACUCAGCCUUUUCCAAAAAUUUUACCAUAAGUAUUAACACUCCAUAUCUCACAAUAAGAAUUCCACCUGAAUAAUGAUGUUUGUGAAGCUACACUUUAGCUUCAAAUCUGCUGAUGCUUGUUUAAAUCUGAUGACGAAUUCCUUAUGAGUGUACUGGAGAUUUUUAAAAGACUGAUUAACUACCUGUAUUUCAGGAAUGUUGAUUUACUUUUUAAUAACUACAGAUCACCUGUUGUGGGUUCAUUCAAAUUAGUCCUGCACUGAAUCAGCAGCAGGUGCCCAACCCAGGUGACUGGCAGUAAAUACUAGUGUAGCAGAACCCAAACCAGAAGCAAUAACCAUGUAGAAGCUCCACCAUGUGGCACAUUUUCAUGUACAGGUUAGAGGUUUCCACUUUCAGUCAGCAAAUGACAUUUUGCUGAAACAUUACAAAUGCAAGGAACCUUAUUAGUAGCAAAGUGUUGGGAGCCUCAACACAGUUGUUUUGGCAGACCAAGGAGUAAACAGAGUAAAUGUCUGUUACAAUAAUUUUGAUGUGUUCAGAUUCUGUUAAGAAAAUUUGACUUAAUAGAUAGAUUUUUAACUAAAUAUUUGAAAGAAGCUAUAAUCAGUGUGUGAUGCAGGUGGCAGCUGAUAAGCACAAUGUGACAUUACUGUACAGUGUAGUGGGAAGACAUUCCAAGAACUUUCAACAUCUUAUUGGCAACAUGAAGUAAGUUGUCACUGCCUAAGCUUUUACAUAGGACUAAGGAAUACUGCAUACAUAUGACAUGAACGCUGUGGAAUACCUCAUGUAGCUCCAGUACAAUUAUGGGAUCAGAUAUAUUCGAUUCUGUGCAAGUCAUUAACUUGUAUUGUGAUCUUGUGUCAAGGGAAGCAUGCAAGAUACUGAGACCAUGAAUAGGUUAAACAUUACCACUUCUACUUGUGACAGCAGAAUUAUCAGGCAUUGAGUACAAGGGGGUUGUCUAAAAUUUGUUCACAAAGGCAAGCUGAUGUAUACAAAAAUAAAAAUGAUAACAAUGAUCCCAGUAUGUGUGUGUGUGUGUGUGCAUAUGUGCAGUUUUAAAGCAAUAACCACAUAGCAGGAAUGUCACGUGCAUUACUGAUCUCAUUAGAACAUGUAUGUGACAAGUUAGAAUUUGAAAUUACCAAGACAGGUCUGUGAUUUGUAUGAAGACCGUAGUGAGCUAGGAAUGUCUAAUGAAUGAGGAAACAACAGGAUUUAUAAAGAAUGUGUGUGUGUGUGGAUGGAUGGAUGGAUAGAUGGAUGGACUGAUAAAUACUAUAUGGCCUAAACUUGCAGCUAACUCCACAACUAAAAUACUUUCUAUUGUGUCAAUAAAAAUACACAAUAUUAAA
Scylla paramamosain (green mud crab) is the source of this 4453-nucleotide messenger RNA. RefSeq names its product peroxisomal membrane protein PEX13-like (gene Pex13). Gene Ontology annotation, molecular function: protein binding. NCBI's taxonomy places the organism in Eukaryota, Metazoa, Arthropoda, Malacostraca, Decapoda, Portunidae. Gene Ontology annotation, biological process: protein import into peroxisome matrix, docking; virion attachment to host cell. Gene Ontology annotation, cellular component: peroxisomal importomer complex; peroxisomal membrane; peroxisome. The record is from RefSeq and is a predicted model, not a curated record. The transcript has 7 exons. The coding region runs from base 163 to 2031 and encodes 622 amino acids.